Molecule: messenger RNA, 1904 nt
Organism: Pseudocercospora fijiensis CIRAD86
Lineage: Eukaryota; Fungi; Ascomycota; Dothideomycetes; Mycosphaerellales; Mycosphaerellaceae
Exons: 1
Coding region: 1-1668 (555 amino acids)
Biological process (GO): response to heat; protein refolding
Cellular component (GO): cytoplasm
Molecular function (GO): ATP binding; heat shock protein binding
Source: RefSeq, a predicted model, not a curated record
AUGAGCUUGGCAUCACCUGCGAUAAUAACGAAAGCCUCCGCGCCACUGCGCGUGUUGGCGACGAGGACACCUACAACCAGACUGUAUCAUCAAGAUCAUCGAGAACCAUGCCUUCAUCAGAGAACAUACAGCAAUCAAUACCAUCGCCCGCGAUUAUCCCCCUCUCGGAGAACAAACCAUGAACGGAUACAUCAUCAGACACGAAGCUUUCACGCCUCCCAUCCAGCUUUCGCAAUCAAAGACCCAUAUGCUUCCCUGGGUGUAGGCAAAAGCGCCUCAGCGUCGGAAAUCAAGAAAGCAUACUAUGGCCUCGCGAAGAAAUAUCAUCCAGACACGAACAAAGAUCCCAAAGCGAAGGAGAAAUUUGCAGAAGCGCAAUCUGCAUACGAGAUUCUGAGCGAUGAAAAGAAGAAAGGAAUGUAUGAUCAAUAUGGCUCGGCAGCUUUCGAUGCGAAUGGCGAAGCUGGAUUCAAUCCUGGCGCAGCAGGCGCUGGAGGUGGAAACCCAUUCGGUGGAGGCAAUCCGUUUAGUGGAUUUGGAGGUCAAGCAGGAGGAUUCGGCGGGCAAGGUGGAUUUGGGGCAGAAUUUAAUUUUGAAGAUCUGUUCUCUGCGUUUGGGGCGGGCGGUGCAAGGAGAGGAAGGGGAGGUAGAGGGCCGUUUCAAGAGGAGGUCAUGGUGGGUGAGAACAUUGAAGUGCAGACCAAUAUAUCGUUUAUGGAUGCUGCAAAAGGUGUGCAUAAGGACAUCACAAUCACACCAUUGGUGCAAUGUAAAACUUGUAAUGGCAGUGGCCUGAAGAAGGGCAAGAGCAGGAGUGCCUGUCGGACUUGUGAUGGCACUGGCACAAGAAUACACUUCAUGCAGGGAGGAUUUCAGAUGGCGAGCACUUGCGGGACAUGUGGCGGCACUGGUUUGCAAGUAGCAAGAGGAGCAGAAUGUGGCACAUGUAAGGGCAAUGGAGCUGUAAGAGAACGGAAGACUGUUACAGUGGACAUUCCAGGUGGUGUAGAAGAUGGCAUGCGAUUGCGAGUGAUGGGCGAAGGAGACUAUCCACCAACUGGACAAGCUGCGAACCCGGAUGCAAGAUCAACGAAGGGAGACCUGUACGUCUUCAUUCGUGUUGCGCCAGAUUCGAAGUUCCAGCGCAGCGGCUCGGAUGUACUUUACACGGCCAGCAUUCCGCUCACGACUGCCAUACUUGGAGGCGAGAUUACAGUGCCGACUCUGGACGGAGACGUCAAAGUCAAGGUUGCGACGGGCACUGGCACCGGUGACAAUAUCACGAUGGCUGGCAUGGGUAUGAAGAAGCUCAACUCACGGCGAGGCACCAAUGGCGACCUAAGAAUUGAGUUCAAGGUCCAAAUGCCAAAAUAUCUAUCGGUCAACCAAAGGACCAUUGUCGAGAUGCUGGCAGAUGAGAUGGGAGACAAGAACGCCAAGCGUGUGAUGAACCUGAACAAGACGAUGAAGGAGGGUCCAGCAGAAUCUAGCGCAUCAUCGAAGCCUUCAGCAUGGACGCAGAAAGACGACCACAAAGAUGAGGGCUUUCUGAAGAACUUCUGGCAUAAUAUUUCUGGACAGCAUGACGAUUCGAAGAAGGAAGAGCAAGCUAAGAAGAGAAACGAGGACGAGCCCCCAAAGAAGGCAUCUGGAUCCGGUUCAGGCUGAUGGUGAGAGCUGGAGGUGAGACAGCGUACAGGUUUUGCAUUGCCGGGGUUUGAGCGUUUGUCGAAAUGGGAUAGCAGUACUCACGAGUAUAUGCAUGGCGAAGGGCCGGCUGGAAGAAGAGUGUACAGUAGCAGCAUCAUUCGUCACUGUCUUGACCGGACAUCUCGACUCUUGCUCGUGUAGAGUAGAACUGGAUAGUGUAUCCAGAAGUGUACAGAAAUGAUCAUGGUUUAUUC